UUACAGCUUUGAACUCUGCUAUGAACACCGGAGAUACGUCUUUAAUUCAAGAGGAAACUAUCCCACGAGUUAUUACAACAUUCACGAUUUAAAAAAAAAAACGUCCGGCGCGUUGCGUUGCGGUUCGCUGUCGGAGUACCCUACCCCAGGACAGGAGGCCGAUGUGUGCCAUCGGUCCGCGCCACACGACCGCUCAAAGUUACUUUAGAGACUUGUAUGAAUCCGUAAAGUCCAACAGUGAAGAGACGACAUUAUGUCAACAUCCAUGGAAAUAACUGAUUAACCGAGAGCUUCUGACGCUCCCAACACUGUCCAGGAUUUAAAAAAGAAAAAGAAAAAAAGGCUGUCGUGGAGGUAAGGGUUCCCAGUCCUGUGUGGGAUGUUAACAGACUGGUGGCGCGUUGAGGCUGAAGGAGCAUGGUGAAACACCAACCCUUACAGGUCUACGAGAAACAGGUCUUUGUGUCCUUCGUCACUGGGAUCUAUGGUUGCCGCUGGAAACGCUACCAGCGUUCCCAAGAGGACAGCUCCAGGUGGGAGUGUGCAUGGUUCAUCAUCCUGUGCAGUUCUUUCUUCCUGCUCCUCUUUUGGGCCUACUUCUGGUUGGUGGCUCAAAAUGAUUUCAACGAGUUCAACUGGUCAGUAUACAACCGCUCUGGAGAAUGGAGGGACGAGACCAUCCCCAUCCUCACAUCCACCACCGUGGGAUUCAGCUACAUCACAUUCCUAAUGAUUUUAGCACUUUUCCAUAUAUCCCUGGGCCAGCAGAUGAACCUCUACUGGGUUCACAAGAUUGGAGUGUUGGCUACGUUGAUCACCACCAUCUCUGGCGUCGUCACUGUUGAUGACAUAUGGGGGGAUGAGUGGGACAUCCUGCUUGUGUCACUGCAGUCCACAGCACCUUUCCUGCACCUUGGAGCCCUGGCAACACUCACAGCUAUCAGCUGGUUGGUAGCUGGAUACGUGGUCCGCAGAGAGAGAUCCAAUUUCCAUGUGAUGGUGUUGCUGAUCUACAUCGUCAUCCUCCUGGCUCUCUAUUUGGCACCACUCACGUUCACCUGCCCCUGCAUCAUGGACCGCCACAGCCUCAGACCGCGACCAGACAUCAUUGGUCGACGCGGAGCUCCUAUGCUGGCCCCAGAAAACACCAUGGUGUCCUUUAACCGAGCCCUGCAGCAUGGAGCCAGCUCCCUGGAGGCAGACGUUACCAUCAGUGUGGACGGCGUUCCCUUCCUUAUGCGAGACCGCACGUUGAGACGGACCACAGACGUCAGUAAGGUCUUUCCAGCCAGACAGUAUGACGAUGCCUCUUUCUUCAACUGGACAGAGAUUCGCUCUCUAAACGCAGGCCAGUGGUUUUUGGAGAGUGACCCCUACUGGACAGUAGAAACCCUGACAGCGAGGGACCGCAGCAGAAUAGGCAACCAGACGGUCUGCAGUCUGGUGGAAAUGCUGCGUCUGGCGGCCAGGGCCAACGGCUCGGCACUGCUCGACAUUCGCAAGCCUCCACCGGAGCACCCGCGCUACCGGAGCUGGUUCAUGGACACGCUGUGGGCCGUGCAGAAAGCAGGGAUUUCCCAGAAGAGGGUGAGGACUGUGACGUGGACCCCCGACACGGACAGGGGGAGGGUGCGAGGGCUUCAGCAGACGGCAAACGAGAAGCUGUCGGUUGAAGAGAUCAGGCAGAGGGGAAUAACAAGCCUGACCCUCCACUACAGCAAGGCCAGCCACAAAGACAUACAGGAGUAUCUGGCCAACAAUGUGAGUGUGACUGUCUACCCAGUGAAUGAUCCCUGGCUCCUCUCCGUUCUGUGGUGUAGCGGGGUGCCUUCUGUGUCCUCUGAUGCCCCCCAAGUCCUCCGAAAGGUGCCUUACCCCAUCUGGCUCAUGAGUCAGAACGCUUACAACUUCAUCUGGAUCACUUCAGACCUGGUCUCCCUCGCUGUAGUAAUAGGGAUCUUCUGUUUUCAGAAAUGGAGGAUGAGCGGGAUGCAGAACUAUAACCCAGAACAGAUUAUGCUGAGCGCCGUGACGCGUCGGUCCAGUCGGGACGUCAACAUCAUGAAGGAGAAGCUCAUAUUCUCAGAACUCAACAACGGGCUCAGCAGUACAGAGGAGCUUUCUCUGUAUCCUGAGAACGGUUAUGCCAGAUACUCUGAUGGCGGCGUCUCUGACUGAACGAAACGCACCGCCGCAGCUGGCAGAUCUCGGAUGUUCGUUUGAUUUCAGAGACUUUACUGACUGGAAGUUAUUCCAGGGUAACUGGGUUACCAGCUAAAUGUGGUGAUCUGCGUGGUGGUAGGGCCAAAAGUCCGUUGGACUGCCAUGAGAAAAAAAUCUCUGUUCAGUCUGUUUGCUUGAGUGACCUUCUCAAAAGUUGUAUUUGAGGCAAUACAGGCUGUAAUCUUGUAUUUUUCCAUGUCAUGUACUUCACUGAUGUUUUCUAACAUAGGAAAUGGGCUGUGUAGUGUUCUGUAUUAUAAACUAAUGUAAAUAUGAAUUGUUUUUAAAUUUUUUUCAAUGGUUUGGACAUAUCAAUUGUAUAUUUUUUUUUGUUUUCAUUUAUUAUCAUCACGACUGAUGUCCUGUUGUCAGUGCGAAGGAUUGAUUAGAUUAGGGCCUACUUGAAAACUUCUUUUCUUUCAGUUUUCAUGGGAUGAGGGGGUUUUGGGGGGUUUUGAGAGUAUAUUGUGAUCAAUGUUCUAAUCUUUUUUUUUUGCCUCUUUUCUGUCAUGCCAUGAUUGAUUUACUAUAUAGUCAUAUUAGCUAUUACGACUUUCACAUGGCUGCCUUUUUUGUUAAAUGAAUGGACUGGUAGAAUAGUGUAGGAUAUUCUUUGUCUUUUAGUUUAAUAGUAGGGGUACAAAUUUCAAGUUAGAACUACACUUUUAGCCGCAGACAUGUUGACUGUUCAAUAAAUGUUUUCUCUGUGAAAAAUGUGCAGUUUGUCUUUUGUG
This is a messenger RNA of Perca flavescens (yellow perch), 2957 nucleotides long. It is a transcript of the gene gdpd5a, whose product is annotated as glycerophosphodiester phosphodiesterase domain containing 5a. Gene Ontology annotation, biological process: lipid metabolic process; positive regulation of neuron differentiation. The transcript has 16 exons. The record is from RefSeq and is a predicted model, not a curated record. Gene Ontology annotation, molecular function: glycerophosphodiester phosphodiesterase activity. Gene Ontology annotation, cellular component: plasma membrane. The coding region runs from base 418 to 2178 and encodes 586 amino acids. Lineage: Eukaryota; Metazoa; Chordata; Actinopteri; Perciformes; Percidae.